This is a messenger RNA of Micromonas commoda, 1410 nucleotides long. RefSeq lists its product with no specific name. The record is from RefSeq and is a predicted model, not a curated record. The transcript has 2 exons. Lineage: Eukaryota; Viridiplantae; Chlorophyta; Mamiellophyceae; Mamiellales; Mamiellaceae. The annotation marks the transcript as partial.
GGAAGAAACGGCCAUCACGUCAAGAACACGACGUCCUUCGGCAACCCAAGUCGCCAACAAAAUUACAGACAGUCGCAUAUAUACCACCCACUCGGUACCACCACGCCGUCCAUCAGCUUCCUUAACUGGAUGCUCCACCGAGGCACCUCGAACAAUUUAGUGCAUCAUCGGAGCGAGGAUGCGAGUACACAACAUGCAAGCAAACAGGCCGCUGCAGAGCCGCCUACUGCUGUGCUCAUGACCAGUGUGUCGCCCACGGCAAGUGCGGCGCCGGCGACCGCUGUGCUGCCCAAGAAUGCUGUGCCACCCACGGCCACUGUGUUGCCCAAUGCCGCGGAUGGUGUGCUGCCCGCUUUCAUUGGCAAUGAGACACUACGCUUUUCGACGGUGAACCGGGGGUGCCCCCAAUUGGGCGGUUUGGACGUCCCCCACGAGAAGCACUGUCGGCUGCAGCACAAGCCGUGCGCCCCCCAUAUGAGGCACAUCCACCAGUACAACUCAUUCUAUUGGAAGUACGUGUAUGAAAACGACCAAGGGGGCGAGGGCAAUUGUCAGUGGGAUGCUCAAUACGGAUAUGGGCGUAAAAUUGUUGUGACAUAUGCCGAGGGGAGCUCAAGAUGGCAACUGGCUCAAAGACUAAAGGAGUCCUGCGGGAAUUUUGGAAUUGACACAUUCAUCAUUCACAACCGGCAGACCACGAAGGAGGCCGGCAUCGCCUUUCUGGAAGAUUGGAUGGACAAGUUUCCAACUGGCAUUGGGAACUGGGUCUGGAAACCCUUUUUGCUGAGGUUUGAGCUGGACAGGGCGGGUCCAAACGACGUCCUGUUCUGGGUCGACAGUGACUCUGUCUUCAUCCAAGAUCCUACGAACUACUUUUGUGCUGCCAAGGCCCGCAGCGUCAUCAUCUUUGAAAACGGCAUCAUGGAUGUGGAAACCACUAAGCGAGACACCAUGAUUUCGCUGGGGGGGGACACCCUAGACUUCGCCUACACAAACACUGCGGUGGCAGGGUACAUGUUGGUGAGUAAUGAUCAUUUCGGGCGGCAGUUUCUGGACAUCUGGAGCUCUGCGGCAGUGCCGACGGCGUGGGUCAGAACGCAGGCGCCAUCAACUCUUGGGACAGAUUACUUUGAAUUCAGCGGCAACCCAAUACCGUACAAUCAUCAAAGUGACCAGUCUGUGGUUUCGAUCGUUGCCAAGCUGAUGGGGCUCAAGACGUAUGCUUCACCAACCCCCGACACGUGGGGCUUGCUGCCAGAAGUUGUGCUCCGCAACAGGAAACAGGCCGGGCUGCCGAUGCACGACGUCAUUCGUCAUAAUCACGGAUGCGACUUUGGGCUGCCAUUCUGGAACUCUGAGCUGAACAGCACAUGCUCAUAUGACCAGUGGCUUCAGGCCAAAGGAAUUUAA